UACAUAUUUUAAUUAUUAAUUUGCUAAAGAAUACACAACACUUAUAAUUUUAAUGCUUUGACAACUUCUUUACACGUGCAUUUGUCUUAUGUUUGUCGUUGCGCUUUACUGAAUAUUCUUUGAAGUGAGCUUACAGUUAUUAUCACUUGCUUGUCGCUCACUGCGCUCUGAGCGGCUCUCGCAAAAUACAAAAGCUCUGCUCUCGCAUGAAAGCGCAAUGAGCAAAUCGCGCAGUGUGCAUUAAACAGAAUUGAUAAUUACCGUGGUUACAAUUUAUAAAACAAACGCUGAAAUAUGUUUGUUUUGUAACUAUGGAUAUUGAAGUAAAUAAUUGCUAGUUUGUAUAGUUAAUAUUUGUUUUCAGAAAAUGGAUCCAGCUAAAAUGAUUGGCAAAGUGUAUGUACUAAAAUUAUUGUUAAAUUACAAAAUUUAUAUGCAGUUUUUAUAGCAAGGAGACUGUGCGCAUGGAGCACAAGUCUCGCAGCAAUUAUGCGCAUGUUUGGAGCAAAGUUGCAGAGCUGGAGACUAACCGAUUCUAUCAUCAAGAUGAGCUUGAUAAACAAUUGCAAGCCAAACUUAGUUUACAAGAUCUUUGUGCAUAUAAGCACGAUGGCAAAGGUGAAGCUCACUUUAUAUCAGCUGAGAUGCACAAGAAUCUGGUAGAGACAUGUCGCUGUGGUCGUCCCAGACGUGGCUUACACAUGGGUAAAUGCUUGCAACGACAGGCUGAAGAAACAGCUGCAAAUGCUGAGGAAAUUCCCUUUACAGUGCCAGCUACAUCCAAUUCUCUCAUAGGUCAUCGCACAGCGAGCUAUCGCAAGCUGGAACAAUCCAUGCAGUAUGUAUCUCCGACUGCCUCCAUGCCUGGUCCACGCGUUACUGGCGAGCCCUACAAUGUUAUUAUAAUAGGUUAAUUUAAUGUCAAUAUUGAUGAGUCAUAAACGAUAUGUUAAAUUUCCCUAUAUCCAACUGAACUGGCAACUUCCGUGGUCAGCCCCAGUUGAGCGUAAGCUAUUUAAUAAACAGCGCAACGAACUGGAUUUACCAGAAGCAC
Molecule: messenger RNA, 1054 nt
Organism: Drosophila busckii
Lineage: Eukaryota; Metazoa; Arthropoda; Insecta; Diptera; Drosophilidae
Exons: 3
Coding region: 465-914 (149 amino acids)
Source: RefSeq, a predicted model, not a curated record